This is a messenger RNA of Tupaia belangeri chinensis (Chinese tree shrew), 1950 nucleotides long. It is a transcript of the gene TUBGCP4, whose product is annotated as tubulin gamma complex component 4. Gene Ontology annotation, molecular function: gamma-tubulin binding; microtubule minus-end binding. Gene Ontology annotation, cellular component: gamma-tubulin complex; spindle pole; microtubule organizing center. Lineage: Eukaryota; Metazoa; Chordata; Mammalia; Scandentia; Tupaiidae. The record is from RefSeq and is a predicted model, not a curated record. Gene Ontology annotation, biological process: spindle assembly; cytoplasmic microtubule organization; meiotic cell cycle.
AUUCAUGGUUGUCAAAUCCUGGAAACUGUUUACAAACACAGCUGCGGAGGUUUGCCUCCUGUUCGAAGUGCACUGGAAAAAAUUCUGGCCGUGUGUCAUGGGGUCAUGUAUAAACAGCUCUCUGCCUGGAUGCUACAUGGACUCCUCUUGGACCAGCAUGAAGAGUUCUUUAUCAAACAGGGUCCAUCUUCUGGUAGUGUCAGUGCCCAGCCAGAAGAGGACGAGGAGGAUCUGGGCAUUGGGGGCCUGACAGGAAAACAACUGAGAGAACUCCAGGACCUGCGCCUGAUUGAGGAAGAGAACAUGCUGGCCCCAUCUCUGAAGCAGUUUUCUCUACGAGUGGAGAUUUUGCCAUCCUACAUUCCAGUGAGGGUUGCUGAAAAAAUCCUGUUUGUUGGAGAAUCUGUCCAGAUGUUUGAGAAUCAGAAUGUGAACCUGACUAGAAAAGGCUCCAUUCUGAAAAACCAGGAGGACACUUUUGCUGCAGAGCUGCAUCGGCUUAAGCAGCAGCCACUCUUCAGCUUGGUGGAUUUCGAGCAGGUGGUGGAUCGCAUUCGUAGUACUGUGGCUGAGCAUCUCUGGAAGCUGAUGGUAGAAGAGUCAGAUUUACUGGGCCAGCUGAAGAUCAUUAAAGACUUUUAUCUUCUGGGACGUGGAGAACUGUUUCAGGCCUUCAUUGACACAGCUCAACACAUGUUAAAAACCCCGCCCACUGCAGUAACCGAGCACGAUGUGAAUGUGGCCUUUCAGCAGUCAGCACACAAGGUGCUGCUGGAUGAUGACAACCUUCUCCCUCUGCUGCACUUGACGAUCGAGUAUCAUGGAAAAGAACAUAAAGAUGCUACUCAGACAAGAGAAGCGCCUCCUCGGGAAACUUCUCCACGGGAAGCCCCUGCAUCCGGCUGGGCAGCUCUAGGUCUUUCCUACAAAGUACAGUGGCCACUACACAUUCUUUUCACUCCAGCUGUUCUGGAAAAGUACAAUGUUGUUUUCAAGUACUUACUGAGCGUACGUCGAGUACAGGCUGAACUGCAGCACUGCUGGGCCCUACAGAUGCAACGUAAGCACCUCAAGUCCAACCAAACUGAUGCAGUCAAGUGGCGUCUAAGAAACCACAUGGCGUUCUUGGUGGAUAAUCUCCAAUACUAUCUCCAGGUUGAUGUGCUGGAGUCUCAGUUCUCACAGCUGCUUCAUCAAAUCAAUUCUACCCGAGACUUCGAAAGCAUCCGACUGGCUCACGACCACUUCCUGAGUAAUUUGCUGGCCCAGUCUUUCAUCUUGUUGAAACCUGUGUUUCACUGCCUGAAUGAAAUCCUAGAUCUCUGUCACAGUUUUUGUUCACUGGUCAGUCAGAACCUGGGCCCACUGGAUGAGCGUGGAGCCGCCCAGCUGAGCAUCCUUGUGAAGGGCUUUAGCCGCCAGUCUUCACUCCUGUUCAAGAUUCUCUCCAGUGUUCGGAAUCAUCAGAUCAACUCAGAUUUGGCUCAACUACUGUUACGACUGGAUUACAACAAAUACUAUACCCAGGCUGGUGGAACUCUGGGCAGUUUCGGGAUGUGAACAUUUCUGGUUCAUAAACUGAAAUAACAAUCAAUCCAAACAUUCCCAAGUCUGUAACAGAAGAUUCAAAACAAACAUCCCAUUCUCUAACCACUCACCAACAUCUGCAGCCUAGUUAGAGGGCUCUACGUUUUGUCCUUGAAGCAAUUACUGAACACCCAGAGGUAUAAAUCCUUCCCAUCAUAUCCAUGCGAAAGGGGCCUGCCCCUCCUUGGGGGAUUCUUCACUCACCCAAGGAGAGUGUGUGUUGUCAGGUAUCCCUCUGACUUAACAAGGGAUCCUUUAUGUUCUUAACCUUUUAUGUUAAGAACAUUUGUUGGAUACAUUCAUUUAUUUCAGCAGUUGUGAACUGAGGACCUACUAUGUGCACACAUACUGUUAAAGCUAUGG